GCAUUGGCUAGGUUUCCAAUCGAUCCCGUCCCAAUUCAGUGUAGCUCUACCUUGUCCCGCCGGUCGCCGCCACUGAGGCCGACGGAGCGCUGCCGGCCGCCACUUGAGACCAAGCUCGGUUGCACGGGCCGCCGGCCGCUGCUCGAUUCCGCGGCCGCUCGCCACCGCUGCCGGCCGCCGCUAGUCCCCCCGCAGGACACCUUCACGCUCACGGGUUGUUCUGCAUCUCCUGGUACCGGCCGCUGCUAUUCUGCAUCUCUCGGACCUGUAAGCUCUUGAAUCCGGGAACAAAGAAGGUCCAUGGCAUGUGCUGCUUACAGUAUCAGGGGCCAUCUCAAGCUCGCCGGAGGGCAUGGCCUGUAUGCCCUGGCCAAUGAUCGCCUGUCCAGCAGCUUGAAGCCUUCGGUAUCUUAUCCUUCUUCUCGGCAGUGGAGUAAUAUCUCUAGCAAUGCAGCACGACACACCGCCUGCCAUUCUCACUUGAUUGUCGGAAAUUCAGAAAGAUGGCGCUCAAGCUUGAAAGCUUCACUGGAGGAUGGUACCAUUGUUGCUGAAGGGAGGAUAACUGUAUUGGUCAUUGGUGGUGGAGGAAGGGAACAUGCACUUUGUUUUGCUUUGAACCGUUCACCUUCUUGUGAGGCAGUUUUAUGCGCCCCUGGUAAUGUUGGUAUUGCUCAAUCUGGAGAUGCGGUCUGUAUCUCGGACUUAGACAUCUCCAAUAGUGAUGCUGUUAUAUCUUUGUGCCACAAGAGGGGAGUGGGAAUGGUGGUAAUAGGUCCUGAAGGUCCUCUUGUUGCGGGUCUUACGAAUGACCUUGUCAAAGCUGGGAUACCAACCUUUGGUCCUUCAUCGGAGGCUGCAGCUUUAGAGGGAUCAAAGGACUUUAUGAAGAAGCUGUGUGAUACGUAUAAUAUCCCAACUGCUCAGUAUCACGCAUUCACGGAUCCCGCGAAAGCUAAACAAUAUGUCCGGGAUCAAGGGGCCCCUAUUGUUGUUAAAGCCGAUGGAUUGGCUGCUGGAAAGGGCGUCGUUGUUGCUAUGACUUUGGAUGAGGCAUUUGAAGCAAUAGACUCUAUGCUGGUUGAAGAGUCAUUUGGUCCUGCUGGUUCACGGAUCAUUAUUGAGGAGUACCUAGAGGGUGAAGAAGCCUCAUUCUUUGCAUUAGUAGAUGGUGAGAAGGCUUUGCCACUUGAAUCAGCACAGGAUCACAAAAGAGUUGGUGAUGGUGAUGUUGGCCCAAACACAGGUGGUAUGGGUGCAUACUCCCCUGCUCCAAUAGUGACGGAAGAACUUAAGCACACAAUUAUGGAAACCAUAAUUAUUCCAACUGUUAAAGGUAUGGCUGCUGAAGGAUGCAAGUUUGUUGGUGUAUUAUAUGCUGGGCUUAUGAUAGAAAAAGAAUCUGGUCUGCCUAAGCUUAUUGAAUACAAUGUGCGAUUUGGGGAUCCUGAAUGCCAGGUUCUGAUGAUGAGAUUAGAAUCCGAUCUUGCACAGGUUCUGCUGUCUGCAUGCAAAGGGGAACUUGGCAAGGUUUCACUAACCUGGUCACCUGAAAUCGCAAUGGUAGUUGUGAUGGCAAGUGAAGGAUACCCUGGCUCUUAUAAGAAGGGAACUGUAAUAAAAAAUAUCGACAAGGCCGAGCAGGUUUCUCCAGAUGUUAAGAUAUUCCAUGCUGGAACAGCUUUGGAUGGAGAUGGGAACCUUGUAGCUGUCGGAGGCCGAGUUCUUGGUGUCACUGUAAAGGGCAAGGACAUUGAAGAAGCGAGGUCAAGGGCAUAUGAUGCAGUUGAUGUUGUGGACUGGCCAGAAGGAUUCUUCAGGGGGGAUAUCGGUUGGAGGGCACUGAAACAGGAGCAGAUGGCUAACUACUGAUGAGGCUCCCAAAAAACUAUGGUGAGCUUCUAGUGUCAAGUGAAAUGAAGACACAAUAGCCAUUAGUCUUGCGGCCGCGGGAUGACAGUAUAGCUCCUGGAACAUUAGCAUGAUUUAUGGUGGUUUUGUAUUUUUCACAUGGCAAUUACUUCUUCCUUUUCUUAGAGCAAAGUGCACUUAACUAUUGAGGUGCAAUCAUGCUAUCAACUAACUUUCGACUGAACAUAACCAUGUGAAACUGACAAUCUUUAUAACUAGAAAUUUUGUGGUUGGUUAUUUAA
This is a messenger RNA of Lolium perenne, 2153 nucleotides long. RefSeq names its product phosphoribosylamine--glycine ligase. Gene Ontology annotation, biological process: purine nucleobase biosynthetic process. Gene Ontology annotation, molecular function: ATP binding; phosphoribosylamine-glycine ligase activity; metal ion binding. Lineage: Eukaryota; Viridiplantae; Streptophyta; Magnoliopsida; Poales; Poaceae. The record is from RefSeq and is a predicted model, not a curated record.